CUUGCACUCACAGAUAGGAUCACACAUCGAUCUCGCCAUGGUGUUCGUCACAUCACCAAAUCACAAAACCCUAGCCCUAAAUCUAAACCCUAAGAUCACCACCCUCCAAACCCUAAAGCUCCAAAUCGAGCAAAAUUCUCACAUACCCAUUUCUCAGCAGCGCCUAUUCAUCUCCCAAAGCCUCCAGUUAAUCACCCAAUCCGACUCCGCCCUCCUCUCCGACCUUGGAAUCCGAUCCCUUUCAACCCUAACUCUUCACAUUCCCUUAUUCGGCGGCACUCAACCUCCCGCCGUCCCUAAACCCCGACUCGAGUUCCUCAACUCCAAGCCUCCCCCGAAUUAUGUCGCCGGGCUCGGCCGUGGUGCCACUGGCUUCACCACCAGGUCCGAUAUCGGGCCCGCACGUGCUGCGCCCGACCUGCCGGAUAGGUCGGCCACGACAAUCGGCGGCGCUGCUGCUCCUGCUGCCCCACCUGGGGUUGGCCGCGGUCGCGGGAAGCCAGAGGAAGAGGAGGAGGAUGAAGGGGAGGAUAAGGGGUACGAUGAGAAUCAGAAGUUUGAUGAAUUCGAAGGAAAUGAUGUCGGGUUGUUUGCAUCGGCGGAAUACGAUGAUGAGGACAAGGAGGCUGAUGCGGUUUGGGAAGCCAUUGAGCAAAGAAUGGACUCGAGGAGGAAGGACAGGAGAGAAGCUCGGUUGAAAGAAGAGAUUGAAAAGUACAGAGCUUCGAACCCGAAGAUCACGGAGCAAUUCGCGACUCUGAAGAGGAAGUUGUACACUGUGUCUGCUCAGGAAUGGGAGAGCAUACCUGAAAUUGGAGACUAUUCGUCGAGGAACAAGAAGAAGAGAUUCGAGAGCUUUGUGCCGGUGCCCGAUACACUUUUAGAGAAGGCAAGACAGGAAAAGGAGCAUGUUACGGCAUUGGACCCCAAGAGUAGGGGAGCUGGUGGUAUGGAGACUCCAUGGUCUCAAACUCCGGUUACGGAUUUGACUGCUGUAGGUGAGGGUAGAGGUACCGUUUUGUCAUUGAAAUUGGAUAGGCUUUCUGAUUCUGUUUCUGGAUUGACGGUUGUGGACCCGAAAGGGUACCUUACUGAUCUUAAGAGUAUGAAGAUUACUAGUGAUGCCGAGAUUUCAGAUAUUAAAAAGGCUAGGUUGUUGCUUAAGAGUGUUACACAGACGAAUCCGAAGCACCCACCUGGAUGGAUUGCGGCUGCCAGGCUGGAGGAGGUGGCUGGGAAGAUUCAGGCAGCUAGACAAUUGAUUCAGAAAGGGUGUGAGGAAUGUCCUAAGAGUGAGGAUGUGUGGUUAGAGGCGUGUAGGCUUUCAAGCCCUGAUGAAGCUAAGGCCGUAAUUUCUAAGGGAGUGAAGUCAAUUCCCAAUUCGGUGAAGUUGUGGAUGCAGGCUGCGAAAUUGGAACGUGAUGAUUUGAAUAGGAGCAGGGUAUUGAGGAAAGGUUUGGAACACAUUCCCGAUUCUGUUAGGUUAUGGAAGGCGGUGGUGGAGCUUGCCAAUGAGGAGGAUGCGAGACUUUUGCUUCAUAGGGCUGUGGAGUGUUGUCCCUUGCACAUUGAGUUAUGGCUUGCACUUGCAAGAUUGGAAACUUAUGAGAAUGCGAGGAAGGUCCUUAAUAGGGCAAGAGAGAAGCUAUCAAAAGAGCCUGCCAUUUGGAUCACAGCAGCGAAGUUGGAGGAAGCUAAUGGGAACACAGCCAUGGUUGGGAAGAUUAUUGAAAGGGGUAUACGGGCUUUGCAAAGAGAAGGGUUGGCGAUUGAUAGAGAGGCAUGGAUGAAGGAGGCUGAAGCUGCUGAACGUGCAGGGUCUGUUGCAACUUGCCAAGCAAUCAUUCGGAACACGAUUGGGAUUGGUGUGGAGGAAGAGGAUAGGAAGAGAACAUGGGUUGCUGAUGCUGAGGAAUGCAAGAAAAGGGGUUCCAUUGAAACAGCCAGAGCUAUUUAUGCACACGCACUUACUGUCUUUUUAACCAAGAAGAGCAUAUGGCUCAAAGCCGCACAGCUUGAAAAGAGCCAUGGUACUAGGGAAUCUCUUGAUGCUUUACUUCGUAAAGCGGUGACAUACCGACCACAGGCUGAAGUCUUGUGGCUUAUGGGAGCUAAGGAAAAGUGGCUUGCUGGGGAUGUCCCUGCUGCUCGUGCCAUCCUUCAAGAAGCUUAUGCUGCCAUUCCUAAUUCUGAAGAAAUUUGGCUUGCUGCGUUUAAACUUGAAUUUGAGAACCAUGAACCAGAGAGAGCCAGAAUGCUUCUUGCCAAAGCCCGAGAAAAGGGAGGUACUGAAAGAGUGUGGAUGAAAUCAGCAAUUGUUGAGAGAGAAUUAGGGAACAUUAAUGAGGAGAGGAAGUUGCUUGAUGAUGGGUUGAAGCGCUUCCCUUCCUUCUAUAAAUUAUGGUUGAUGCUUGGACAGCUAGAGGAACGCCUUGGUCAUUUGGAAAAGGCCAAGGAGGCCUAUGACUCAGGUCAGAAGCACUGCUCCAGUUCUAUUCCACUGUGGCUUUCUCUUGCUAAUCUUGAAGAGAAGAUGAGUGGGCUGAGUAAAGCUCGUGCAAUUCUAACAAUGGCCAGGAAGAAGAAUCCUCAGAACCCUGAAUUGUGGCUUGCUGCUGUUCGAGCUGAAUUAAGGCAUGGAAAUAAGAAGGAAGCUGAUAUAUUGAUGGCAAAGGCUUUGCAGGAGUGUCCCAAUAGUGGUAUCUUGUGGGCUGCAUCUAUUGAGAUGGUACCUCGUCCGCAACGGAAGACGAAGAGUAUGGAUGCCCUCAAGAAAUGCGAUCAUGAUCCCCAUGUCAUUGCUGCUGUGUCCAAGUUAUUUUGGCAUGACAGGAAGGUUGACAAAGCUAGGACUUGGCUUAACAGGGCAGUGACACUAGCGCCAGACAUUGGGGAUUUCUGGGCUUUAUACUACAAAUUUGAACUUCAACAUGGGACCGAGGAGAACCAGAAAGAUGUACUUAAAAGAUGCAUAGCUGCAGAACCAAAGCAUGGUGAAAAAUGGCAACCUAUUUCAAAGGCCGUGGAGAACUCCCACCAACCAACUGAAGCUGUCUUGAAGAAAGUGGUCGUUGCUCUUGGGAGGGAAGAGAGUGCAGCUGAAAAUAAUAAACAGUAGUUCAAGCUGUUCUGUUCCAGGUCGCUCCUCCCCCUUUCCCCCCUCGCACACGAUUCGGAUAUAUGCCAAGUGAACUAUAUGGUACCAAAUUUCUCAUUCCAAAUCAUGACAUGUUUGUAGGUACUUUCUCAAGUUAAUGAAAUCUGGUUGUCUUGUAUGUGAGUCGGGAUCCAACGGACAAUCUCGUCGGCAGCCAACUCAGUCUCAUCGUCUGUCUUCGUUUGGAGUAGGGAGGACAUUGAUUUCCAAUACAAUUCUUCCGAUCAGACUAGGGGUAUCAAAGAGGACUGGAACGAGUAGGAGUAUGUACAAUGAAAGAGGCCUCAUCGACGUGUGAGAUUGAUGAUCGACGACGUGCAUUUGUACGAGUAUGAAAGGCUUCAAGCAAUAGGUUAGUGAUAUUUUAAACAUUGUCGAGGAAACGAGAUUUCUUUGGAAUUUUUCUGAGGUCAAAGGAAAUGGAGAAGAACAAUUUUUUCCCUC
Messenger RNA from Pyrus x bretschneideri (Chinese white pear), 3601 nucleotides. Its product is annotated as protein STABILIZED1. NCBI's taxonomy places the organism in Eukaryota, Viridiplantae, Streptophyta, Magnoliopsida, Rosales, Rosaceae. Gene Ontology annotation, cellular component: catalytic step 2 spliceosome; U4/U6 x U5 tri-snRNP complex. Gene Ontology annotation, biological process: positive regulation of miRNA metabolic process; mRNA splicing, via spliceosome; positive regulation of primary miRNA processing. Gene Ontology annotation, molecular function: protein binding. The record is from RefSeq and is a predicted model, not a curated record.